AUGCGGUUACUAUGGCGUCGCCUGGCGCUUGUCGCGUGGUGUCUCGCUUGGCUGGUGAUCGCGGUGUGGACGGCGUGGUUCACGUGGCAAGCCGCCGAUAACCCGCGCAAAGAAGAUCUUCGCACAUGGUGCGCGGCUCGAACGCGAUACGUGCACCAGGAAUUCGUGUCGAGCUCGAAUCAAGUCGAGAUCCUGGCCGGGCUGGUGAAGGCGUUCAACGGGGUAUCCACGACCUCUAACACCCCGUCCUACUGGGGUCUGGAGGGCGGGAUAACGAACGCCACGUGGAGCGCGUUCAGCGAGGAGUGGAUUCAACGCAUCCAGCCAUGGUCCCUCACCUCGUGGGGCGUGUUUAUCAGCCACGACCAACGCCCUGUGUUGGAGAGAAUUCUCGACUGCACUGUCAGGACAAUGCUCGGAAAUGAGGCCCCUGCUUCUCCGCGCUAUGUUGUCUCUGUCUUCCGCUUCCCCGCGCCUUACGACCUCCCCCCGUGCACCGAUCUCUACUCUUUGCUCACUGAGAUAACCAACCGCUUUCUGCUGUCGGGCGAAAAUGUCGCUUUCCCCCCUUUUCUGCUGCCCAACAACCACAUCGGGUUUGUUUAUGGCAUCCCAAUCAUCCGCACGCCGCUGCCACCGCAGCCCUCCUUGGAGCAAGGAGUGGAGAGCAUUUCAGGCGCUAUAGCGGGGGCUAUCGACACAGAAAUGCUCAUCUCGCACGCCCUCAUGGACGUGCUCAACUAUGCAACCAACAAGUACUCGUUUGAUCUAUAUGAUGCAACGGACGAGGAAGCUCCUGUGCUUAUUGGCAGUGCGUGGCGGCUGGUGUGGGCGCCGGUGUUGGUGGCGGUGCUGGUGGCGGUGGUAGCGGUGCUGCUGACGCUCAUCGUGGUAUUCCUGGCGCGCAAGCAGGCGGCCAUCAGCCGCGCCGUGAGGGAGGUGGAGCUGUGCACUGCCGUGCUCGAGCGCGCCCAGCGCUCCAAGAGCCACACCGUGGCCAACCUCUCGCACGAGCUGCGCACUCCCAUCGUGGGCAUGCUAGGCAUGAUGGAGGCGCUACUGGAGAGCGAGCUACAGGGGGGGCAGCACCGGGACCUGGCAGUGGCCAAGGAGUGUGCAGCAGCCAUCGUGGGGCAACUCAACUCCGUGCUCGACCUCGCCAAGCUGCACGCCGGCAGGCUCGCCCUCGAGACUCUCCCGCUCUCCCUGCACCACUGCGUUGACAUGGUCGCCCGUGACUUGCUGCCCGAAGCCUGCAAGAGGGGCCUGCACUGUGAGUGCCAUGCGCUCUUUGCCCUACCACUGUCAGUUGCAAGAGGUGCCAAGCUGGGCUGGGAGGUGGACUGCAGUGUGCCCGAGGUGCUGUUGGGUGAUCCGCUGCGCCUCGCUCAAGUUGUCAGGGAGCUCAUCAGUCAUGCCAUCCGCACCACCGUAUCAGGCCAUGUGGCCUUUAGAGUGUGCUGCAUCCCCAUGCCCACCACCACGACUCAGGGGGGCUCGCCUCUCACCACGCCUCUCACCACACCCGCGACUGCUGAUGCCAUCGCACCACCAUGUGUUGCUGCACCAUUGGAUUCUGCUGCGGCAUCGGGGUCUGGAAGCGGGGAAGAGGGAGCGCAGUGUAGGGAGUGGCUUGCAUCGUGGCUGGAUGAGGCAUAUUACCAAUGCAGCCGCAGCAGUGAGGGCAGUGGGGGCAGUGGCAGCAGUGGCGGUAGUGGCGGCAGUGGGGGCAGUGGGGAGAAUGGGGGCAGUGGGGGCAGUGCGUGCAGUGGCACCACCAUUCCACCAGCCACAGCGACAGCAGCUGCUGCUGCUGCUGGAGAAGAAGAAGAAGAAAGAGAUGUGGAGGGAGGUGGGGCAGCAGUAGACGGCAGCGAAGCUGGGGAGAAGGGAGGCGGGAAGGAGGCGGAGCAGGAGGUUGGGCAGCUGCGAGCGGUGCUACGGGAACUGGAAGGGUGCGUAAGUCGCUUCAGUGAUGCCUCUGUCGUGUGUGCGUCGGUUGAUACUGCUGCUGCUGCUGAUGCGGAUGCUGAGGAGGGGUGCGGGAAUAAGUGGAAUGGAGGGGCAGAGCCGAGGGAACACGAGGAGGAGUCAGCAGUGCCGUCUGCAUGGUGGGUUUGGAGGCAGUCAUCGUUCUGGGGGCGUGUGAAGAAGCGUCUUCUUGGGUCGAGGGGGGUGGAGUCAGGUCCGCAAAGCCCUGGUGGUGAUGGUGGUGUACCUGCUCCUUCUGCUGCCUCUGCUCCCUCUGCUGCCUCUGCUCCCUCUGCUGCCUCUGCCCCCUCAGCAUCUGCGCAUCCUGCUUCCAAUGCAACAACAGUUGCAGGUAGCAGAGAAGACCAUCAAGCGAAGGCACGUGGAGAGGAAAGGAAGAGCAAAGAGGGAGAGGAGGGAGGAGAGGGAGCGGCGGGCAGAGGGGGGUUGCUGGUGGUGAUGGUGUGUGAGGACACGGGUGGUGGUAUUCCACCGGAAGAGCUGCAGUGGGUGCUGGACCCGGAGGGGCAGGCAGCAGUGCAGGGCAGAGGAAGUGUGCUGCUGCAGCAAGGGGGCUCCAUCAAAAAGCAGGCAGCAGUGCAGGGCAAGGGGGACUUGCUGCUGUCGCGAGGGGGCUCCAUUGGAGAUCACAAGCAGGCUCCACUUGUGUCGCCCUUGUCUCCCCUGCAUCGCUCCGUGGACUUCUGGCCCGGCUCUGCUGCACCUCCUUCUCAGCCCUCCUCUGCGCCUGCAUGGGAGCCCUACCCUGUUCGCUUCCUGCUCUCCACAGGCCUGGUGAACUUAAUGAGGGGGACCAUGGGAAUAGCAACGCAGCACCACGUGGGCACCUCCAUCCUCGUCAGCCUUCCAAUGGCCGCCUGCCACCUGUCAGAAACUGGCGGUGUUGCUGCUAGUGGCACGGGUGGCGGUGGUGCUGCUGCUGUGGCGAGCGGAGGUGCGAGCAUGGAGGUGCACGAGUGGGUGGAUCAUCGCAAGGCCAUCUGCUCGCUUGUGGCGGGCAAGACAGCGCUGCUGCUGGAUGCCAUGCCGCUCAGAGCGCAGGCAACGGAGGCGUGUCUGCGCUACCUGGGAAUGGACGUCACUCUGGCAGCCUCACCCGCACAGGCCAUGCGCCUCAUGCGCCACCCACCCACCACCACCACCGGCGGCGGCAGCAGCAGCGGCGGUGGCGGUGGCGGCAGCGGUGGAGGAGGAGGAGGGUGGGACGUGGUGCUAGUAGACGUGGACGUUGCUGGCCCGCGCACAGGCCUCCACGUGGGCGAAAAGAUUCUGCGCCACGCGGCUGAUGCAGCCGCUGCUUCUGCUGUUGCUUCCGAUGCUGCCACGAGCUCCCAGGGUCGGCAGGGUGGGGGCGAGGCAGGGCGAGAGGCAGGGCGGGCAGUGGUGGUGCUGACGGGGGCGAGGGCAGACAGUGUGGAGAGCGAGCAGGCGGAGAGGAUGGGUGCCUCCAACCCACCUCCAGCAGCAGUGCUCAGCCCGUUGGCGGUGCGGCGCGUGGCGCCGGAGGAGGAGCUGAGGGCGCUGGUGGGGCAGCAGGCGGUGGUGGUGGUGGAUGACAACGCUGUCAACCGCGCCGUCGCCAGACGCACGCUGCUCGCACUCGGGGCUCUCGUGCACUUGGCAGCGGGAGGCGCACAGGCGCUGGACUGGCUGCGCCAGCACAUGGCUGCUGCCACCCGCGGUGGGCAGGAGGGGCUGGGGCAGCAGCAACAGCAGCAGUGGCAGGCGGAGGGGCAAGAGGCAGAGCGCGCUGUGCCGCUUGUGCUGUUGGACCUUCAAAUGCCCGACAUGGACGGCGCCCCGUCCGUCGCAACCCCCACCCGCACCCUACCGUCACACCCCGCCUCGCACCACCGGCGCGCCCCACCGUCACGCCCCGCCGUGCCCUGCUGCUGCGUGCCCCCGCGCCUUGUGGCGCCCGCUGCGCGCCCUGUCACACGCUCCCUCGCCCUGCCGCGCCUUGACGUGCCCUGUAGCCGCGCACCCGUGCGCCCCGCCACUUCUACUGUGCUUGGCACGCCCGCGGCCGUUGAACCUGUUGCGGCUGCCGCUUCUGCACAUGCUGUUGCACCCAUGUACGGUAUGUCGUCGUUCGCGCUAGAUGCGCACGCGCCGCCGCCGCCCGCACUUGUCGUGUUUGUUAGGUGUCGCCCGCACCUGCGCCCGCGCGUGUCACCACGCCUGCCGCCACAGCGCCCGCACCUGCUACCAUCCGAUUUUGUGCUGCGGCUCGAUGUGGGGGGGCAGGCGAUCGACGUCUGA
Messenger RNA from Closterium sp. NIES-65, 4254 nucleotides. The record is from the annotation of a GenBank genome assembly. NCBI's taxonomy places the organism in Eukaryota, Viridiplantae, Streptophyta, Zygnematophyceae, Desmidiales, Closteriaceae.